CCGCCGCCGCCGCCGCCGCCGCGUCCUCUCUCAGCGCUGCGCUCCGCCCGCUGUCUCUGCCGCCGCAGCCCGGCUCAGGAGCGCAGAGCCCCGGGCUGUGGCCCCGCAGCCUAUCCACCCUCCGGGCCGCGUGCCAGCUGCCACCGGCAUGGGGGGCCACUAACAGCGGGCACUCCUUCCCUCUGGCACCUCCCCGGGUCACUGGCCACUGGACCCCGGCCAGCGAGCCUCGGGCUCCUCUGGCCCCCAGUCCGGCGCCUGGCACGGCCCUCUGCUCUGCCCCUCCGGUUCUGAGCAUCGUGUCCCCGCCCCCCCCGCCCGCGCCUGGGACACCUGGGUCCACCGGCGGCCCCGAGGAGAGGGGCGGGGGGGGGCAUGAAGCCGCUGGAGAAAUUUUUGAAGAAGCAGACGUCGCAGCUGGCUGGGCGAACGGUGGCGGGAGGUCCCGGCGGGGGUCCGGGGAGCUGCGGUGGGCCUGGCGGGGGCGGGGGACUUGGCGGGGGCGGCGGUCCAGCCGGGGGACUGCGGCCGCUGCAGCGGCGUCAGAGCGUGUCUCGCCUGCUGCUCCCAGCUUUCCUCCGGGAGCCCCCCGCAGAGCCGGGGCUGGAGCCGCCCCCCGAAGAGGAAGGGGGCGAGCCGGCGGGGGUCGCGGAGGAGCUUGGCAGCGGGGGGCCCUGUUGGCUGCAGCUUGAGGAGGUGCCAGGGCCCGGGCCGCUCGGGGGAGGGGGACCCCUGCGCUCCCCUUCCUCGUACUCCUCUGACGAGCUGUCCCCCGGCGAGCCCCUGACUUCCCCACCCUGGGCCCCUCUGGGCGCCCCCGAGCGGCCGGAGCAUCUUCUGAACCGGGUUCUGGAGCGGCUCGCUGGAGGGGCCACCAAGGACAGCGCCGCCUCAGAUAUCCUGCUGGAUGACAUCGUCCUCACCCAUUCUCUCUUCCUCCCCACGGAGAAAUUUCUGCAGGAGCUACACCAGUAUUUUGUUUGGGCAGGAGGCAUGGAGGGCCCCGAGGGGCUGGGGCGGAAGCAGGCCUGUCUAGCCAUGCUCCUUCAUUUCCUGGACACCUACCAGGGGCUGCUGCAGGAGGAAGAGGGGGCCGGCCGCAUCAUCAAGGAUCUGUACCUGCUGAUUAUGAAGGAUGAGUCCCUUUACCAGGACCUUCGAGAGGACACACUGAGGCUGCACCAGCUUGUGGAAACAGUGGAGCUAAAGAUCCCAGAAGAAAGCCAGCCACCCAGCAAGCAGGUGAAGCCACUGUUCCGCCACUUCCGCCGGAUAGACUCUUGUCUGCAGACCCGAGUGGCCUUCCGGGGCUCUGAUGAGAUCUUCUGCCGGGUCUACAUGCCUGACCACUCGUACGUGACCAUACGCAGCCGCCUCUCCGCGUCUGUGCAGGACAUUCUGGGCUCUGUGACAGAGAAAUUGCAGUACUCAGAGGAGCCUGCAGGGCGCGAGGACUCGCUCAUCCUGGUAGCUGUGGCUUCCUCCGGAGAGAAGGUCCUUCUGCAGCCUACUGAAGACUGUGUCUUCACCACGCUGGGCAUCAACAGCCACCUGUUUGCCUGCACCCGAGACAGCUAUGAGGCACUGAUGCCCCUCCCUGAGGAGAUCCAGGUCUCCCCUGGAGACACAGAGAUCCACCGAGUGGAGCCUGAGGAUGUCGCCAACCACCUUACUGCCUUCCACUGGGAGCUGUUUCGAUGUGUGCACGAGGUAGGAACUAAAGCUGGUGCUGGGCUGGGGACCUGGAGGGAGAGAUGUCCCAACCUGGGCGAGGUCACGCACUGGGUGGCCACCGAGGUGUUGCUGUGCGAGGCCCCGGGCAAGCGCGCGCAGCUGCUCAAGAAGUUCCUCAAGAUCGCGGCCAUCUGCAAGCAGAACCAGGACCUGCUGUCCUUCUACGCCGUGGUCAUGGGGCUGGACAACGCCGCGGUCAGCCGCCUGCGGCUCACCUGGGAGAAGCUGCCAGGGAAAUUCAAGAAUUUGUUCCGCAAAUUUGAGAACCUGACAGACCCCUGCAGGAACCACAAAAGCUACCGAGAAGUCAUCUCCAAGAUGAAACCUCCUGUGAUUCCCUUUGUGCCUCUGAUCCUCAAAGACCUGACUUUCCUGCACGAGGGGAGUAAGACCCUUGUCGAUGGUUUGGUGAACAUUGAGAAGCUGCAUUCAGUGGCCGAAAAGGUGAGGACAAUCCGCAAAUACCGGAGCCGGCCCCUUUGCCUGGAUAUGGAGGCAUCCCCCCAUCACCUGCAGACCAAGGCCUAUGUGCGCCAGUUCCAGGUCAUCGACAACCAGAACCUCCUCUUCGAGCUCUCCUACAAGCUAGAGGCUAAUAGCCAGUGAGAACAGAGGCUCUGGUCGGCGCCCCACCUGGGUGCUCGGGCACCUGGCACUCAAGCACUUUGCACGCUAUCCCAACCCGCCUCUGACAUCUUUUCCCCGGAGCAACUUCCUGCCCCUCAGGAAAGAGUCGGAUGGACUUACCCCUGGGCUCAUAAGCCUGUUCAUCCUGCUGAAGUCCUCUCCCCCUUGCUCCUUCAAACGAAAACCACCCUCUGCUGGGUCCUGCCCUCGCAGGGAAGGGGGGCAGAACGCUCCUUCCUCUGCCCCCCUCCCACUGGGGUCUGUUCAAGAGAUGGAGUUUCCAACCUCCUCUGCCCAUGCAGACAGGAAAGCUGCCCACAUUGUCUGUGAGACAGAGCGGAACUGUGGAAGGGACUCGCAGCCUUCCUCUCUACCCCUGGCCGGCUUCUCCCUGGUCAGGGCUGGGACCCAUGGAUGCACCCCCCUGGAAUAUUAUAUUGCCCUUGUGUCUGUGUGCGUGUGUGUGCGCGCGCGUGUGUGUGCACCUGUCCCCUUUAAGAAGCAGCAGUGCAUCUGGUAAUUGAGGGAGGGUGUUGUGUGUAGAGGGGGGUCCUUCUGUUUGGUGCUACCCUGGUCUACUUGGCCCUGUGAUGGUGUGGGGUGGGGAAAGCACCGCUCCCUGCUCAGCUCCUUGUGCUGCCUCACGUGCCCAAGCCUAUGGGUGAAGCUGCUCGUGGGGCAGGGGUCAGCAUGAGGGGGGAGGGUUACCUGUCAGGCCUUGGGAGUCCUCCACUCAGGCCUCCCCAAGGUCUCUGGGUGGGCUCCAGUGAGAGGGUAAAAGAUGCUCAGGGAAACACAGGUCUAAGCUGUCUACAGGACACUCCCUCUGCAUUGUAGGGUGGGAAGUGGCGGUAUCAGAAGUUGGGGGUGUUUGCUGCCCACACUCCUUCUUUUGGGGUGUCUCACUGCUAAGAAGGGAGCUGUCAUCCCCCUCUUUCUGGUUCUUCUGUGGGACACCAACAACGUGGUCUCUAUCCUUCCUGCCUUGAUUGAUUCCGCCUUGGUCCUCCCCAUCAGAGCUGGGGUGUGGCAGACCCCUGAACUUGGGCAGGCAGUCCCUGGAAGUGAGGGGAGGGAAUAGCCGAGACCCUAAAGGCAACACUGGACUGUGGUGACGCCUUUGAUACCUCUCUGUCUCCCCUCCCUCUCCCACAUGGGCCUCCAGGGCUGAGGGGCGUAGGGCUCCUGGCAGCUACUGGGUGAGGUGUCCUGGCACAGCCUCACCUUCCUUUCUGGCGCCACCUCUUUCCCUUCUGUAGAGGCAGCAGCAGCAGCAACAGCAAAAACAGCUGCUGCUCCUGCUCUGAGGGUAUAUAUAUUUUUUAACGAAAGCUCUGGAAUUGUAAAUUUAUUUUUUAAAACCCAAAAAGGGAAAGAGCCUUGUAUCAUAUGUAAACAUUGUACCAUAGGUUAUGUUGUACAGUCCCUUUUAUACAGUGGUCUGUCUUGUUCCUGCCACAAAAGUUGUCUGUGGGCCCCCUCCCCCUUCCCCCAUAUAUACACUGGCACUGUGUCACACUUCCUCCAUCCCUCACAGACAGUGACCAUAGGCCCCCUCCUGCUCCCUGCUUCCUCCCUGCAGCUUAACCCAUGCCCUCUCCUUCCUCCUGACCCCGCCCAGCAGCUUUCUCAUGCAGCUCCCCCAGCCCUCCCAGGCACUGGGGCCCACUGGUCCAGUCUCAGCUGCUGCUCGCCCCUAGCCUUGACACCUGCCCCGCUGCUCCCCAGCUUUGCCAGAGUGAACCAUGUGUACUGUACAGGCUCGGUCAUCUGCAGAAACUGCUGGCUGGAGAAAAAGUUGAUAAAGUCUAUGAAUCCGGC
This is a messenger RNA of Suricata suricatta (meerkat), 4182 nucleotides long. It is a transcript of the gene RAPGEFL1, whose product is annotated as Rap guanine nucleotide exchange factor like 1. Gene Ontology annotation, biological process: Ras protein signal transduction; positive regulation of GTPase activity. Gene Ontology annotation, cellular component: plasma membrane. Gene Ontology annotation, molecular function: guanyl-nucleotide exchange factor activity. The record is from RefSeq and is a predicted model, not a curated record. The transcript has 15 exons. NCBI's taxonomy places the organism in Eukaryota, Metazoa, Chordata, Mammalia, Carnivora, Herpestidae. Bases 376 to 2340 code for a protein of 654 amino acids.